CCCACCGCGUGUAGUCAGACGCUCAUCACUAAAUCUAUUAUAUUUGUUUGUGAUACACGUGUGCCGCUCUUAACAGGAAAAUGAUGGACAAAAGCGCAAUGAUGAAUAAAAUGGGAUUCCGUUGUAUUUCCGUGGACGUCGCAACAUUCAUUUUUGGAAUUUUUAGCGCUGUGAUAUCAGCCAUCGGUAUCCUAGCCUUCUCGACCUUCCACCUCUGGUUCGGAGACUUCUCCGGAGAAAAGGACUUCGGGCAAUGGCUCCAGGACCCUGACUCCAUGCCGAUGCACGGAGAUGCCAAAUAUGAGAAGAGACGGAUGAUCUAUAUGUGGAUCAUGAUCUUGGUGUUUCUCUGGUUUUUAAGCUGUAUUGUUUCGUUCAUCUUCUCUGUGUUCCUGUGUUAUGGAACCCACAAGAGGCGGCCGGCCUUCGUGAAGGCCUACUUAGUGUACGGUGUUGUGAUGACUACACUGAUGAUGGCGGUGGCUUGCUUGUACAUCUGGAGGGGGGACGUCCUCAAUACGCUCAUACAGCUGAUUAUUUGCGGUUUAUACUCGUUGAUUCUCCUGAUGGUCAAGCGCACAUACGAAAUCAUCCGAACGGAGCACACCUGCGACUCCACACCAAUUCUAACCUCCAAACCUGGCAUGAACAUCUAAUUGUAACCUCCAAACCUGGCAUAAACAUUUAAUUCUAACCU
Molecule: messenger RNA, 697 nt
Organism: Cydia splendana
Lineage: Eukaryota; Metazoa; Arthropoda; Insecta; Lepidoptera; Tortricidae
Exons: 5
Coding region: 81-656 (191 amino acids)
Source: RefSeq, a predicted model, not a curated record